Molecule: messenger RNA, 8309 nt
Organism: Cavia porcellus (domestic guinea pig)
Lineage: Eukaryota; Metazoa; Chordata; Mammalia; Rodentia; Caviidae
Product: baculoviral IAP repeat-containing protein 1-like
Exons: 15
Coding region: 295-4503 (1402 amino acids)
Biological process (GO): inflammatory response; pyroptotic inflammatory response; detection of bacterium
Cellular component (GO): IPAF inflammasome complex
Molecular function (GO): ATP binding; cysteine-type endopeptidase inhibitor activity involved in apoptotic process
Source: RefSeq, a predicted model, not a curated record
UUUUCUUUUCCUGGAGUGGGUAUACAUUUGUUUGGUGGACUCUACUUUGUGGUGCAAGACUUGGUCGGUUUCGUGCUUCCUGUAGAGUCCAGACUGACCCUGCUUCCUCAAGACCGUACCAGUAACCUCUCCAAUGUGCCAUUUGUUUUCACUUUCAGUCCCUCCCCUAAAACUCUGCUCCCCGUUACCGGAGAAGCACAGGGCAUCUUCCCUUGAGAUGCACCCUCUCAUUCUUCUUUCUUCAGCCAGCGCUCUCCCUCCAGGAACCAGGAUCUGCGCACCGUCCAUUUGAAAAUGAGCGCCCUGGGCGAGGCGGAGGAGAGGAUCUCCCAGUUUGACUACAGCCUGGCCCCGGAAAUGUCGGCGCUCCUGGGCGUGGACGCCUUGGCCUUCAUGAAGCUGCGGGAGGAGAAGGAGCACAGAGAGCGGGCGCGGAUGCGCAAGAGCUUCAACCCCCGGAUGCGCAGCGAGGCCCGCCGGCUGAGGACCUUCGCCACCUACCACCCGUACAGCUCCUGGACGCCGCAGGACAUGGCAGCAGCGGGCUUUUACUUCACCGGGGUGAAGUCCGGGGUUCAGUGCUUCUGCUGCAGCUUGAUCCUCUUUGGCUGCAGCUGCAGGAAGGUCCCCGUGGAGCACCACAGGGAGUUCCGCCCGGGCUGCCCCUUCCUGCUGGGCAGGGACGUGGGUAACUUCAGCAAGUAUGACGUGCGGGUGAAGACCCCAGGCAAGGAGCCCAGCGGUGGCCGAGCGAGGUACCGCGAGCAGGAGGCCAGGCUCGCGUCCUUCGAGAACUGGCCCUUCUACGUCCACGCAGUGUCCCCGCGGGGCCUCGCAGCUUCCGGCUUCGUCUUUACAGGUCACAGGGACACCGUGCAGUGCUUCUCCUGCGGCGGAUGCUUAGGAAACUGGGAAGAAGGAGACGAUCCCUGGCAGGAACAUGCCAAGUGGUUUCCCAAAUGUGAAUUUCUUCAAAGUAAGAAGUCCUCAGAGGAAAUUGCUCAGUAUAUUCAAAGCUACCAGGGAUUUGUUGGCGUGACGGGAGAACAUUUUGUGAAUUCCUGGGUCAAAAGAGAAUUACCUAUGGCAUCAGCUUAUGACAACGACAGCGUCUUCGCCAAUGAGGAGCUCCGACGGGACACUUUUAAGAGCUGGCCCGGAAAGUCCCCAGUAGCAGUGGCAGCCCUGGUCAAAGCAGGCCUCUUCUACAGAGGGGUGGAGGAUGAGGUACAGUGCUUUUCCUGUGGAGGAUGCAUGAAAAACUGGCAGGAAGGGGAUGACCCCUUGGCAGAUCAUACCAAAUACUUCCCCAGUUGUCCAUUUCUCCAAAAUAUGAAGUCCUCUGCAGAAGUGAUUCGAGACCUCAAGGGCUGUGGUGAACUCCCUGAGAUAAUGGAGACCACAGGUGAAAGCAAGCUCGAAGAUCCCACAACAGCAAGUUCUUUAAUGCCAGAGGUGGCCCAGCAGGAAGCUCCAUGGUUUGCAGAGGCAAAGAGUCUGAGUGAGCAGCUGAGAGCCAUCUACACCAGUGCCCGUUUCCGCCACUUGUCACUGCUUGAGAGCCCUUCUGACCUCCCCUCUGACCAUCUGCUGGGGUGCGACCUGGCCCUCACGGCCAAGCAUGUCAGCAGUCCUGUGCAGGAGCCCCUGACGUUGCCCGAGGUCUUGGCCAACUUGAACUCUGUCAUGAGUGUGGAGGGUGAAGCUGGCAGUGGGAAGACGGUCCUCCUAAAAAAGAUCGCCUUUCUCUGGGCAUCCGGGUGCUGUCCCCUGCUGAACAGGUUCCAGCUGGUCUUCUAUCUGUCCCUGGAUUCCAUCAGCCCAGACCAAGGGCUGGCCCAGGUCAUCUGUGACCAACUCCUAGCAACAGAAGGCACAGUAAGUGAGACAAGCCUGCGGCACAUGACACGGCAGUUAGGGAACCAGGUCUUAUUCCUGCUGGAUGACUACAGAGCGAGGGCCUCAGGGUCCCUCGUCAUGGAAACACUGAUCCACAGAAGCCACUUGUCCAGGUGCUGCCGACUAAUUGCUGUCCAUACAAACCGGGGCAGGGACAUCCGUCAACACCUAGAUACAGUUCUGGAGAUCAGGGAGUUCCCCUUUUACAGCACCUUCUCUGUAUUACGGCGGCUUUUUCCAGGCCACCAGCCCCAGCUGCGGAAGCUCCUGGUGUGUUUUGGAAAGAACCCGCACAUCCAGGGGAUUUACAAAACCCCUCUCUUUGCGGUGGCACUCUGUGCUUACUGGUUGAGGUACCCUUUCACUCAGUCUCUCGACCACGUGGCUGUUUUCAAGGCCUAUAUGGAAUGCCUUUUCUUAAAGCACAAAACUCAGGCUGAGCUUUUCAGAGCCACUGUGUCCUCCUGUGGGAAUCUGGCCCUGAAAGGGUUUUUCUCAUCUCGUUUCGAGUUUAGUGACGAUGACCUUGCAGAAGCAGGGGUCGAUGAAGACGAGGAUCUCAGCAUGUACUUGAUGAGUAGGUUCACAGCCCAGAGGCUGAGACCAGUCUAUCAGUUUUUAAAUCCUGCAUUUCAAAAAUUUCUUGCUGGAAAGAGGUUGAGCGAACUGCUGGAUUCAGACAGGAAUGAAGAUCAAGAUUUGGGACUUUAUUAUUUGAAACAAAUUAACUCACCCCUGCUGGCUGUGUGUUCCUAUCACGAUUUUUUAAAGUAUGUCUCCAGCUACCCUUCAACAAAAGUGGGGCCAAAGAUGGUAUCUCAUUUGCUCCAUUUAGCAAGUAAAGAGUCACUGGGACAUCCGCCCCCAAACAGUGACCCCUCAAAGCAGGAAGAGGAAAUGAGCCUGGAUGCACAAAUGUUCAGGUCAUUGUGGCAGUUGUGUCCAGAGCAGUGCUUGUUGCUGCUAUCAGAAUUUUUACUGGAUUUUGCCUUGAGCAUUGCUUAUCAAAGCAGUACUGUUGCUGUAUGUGCUCCAUUUAUUUUGAAAUUCCUUCAAGGGAGAUCUCUGCCGUUGAGAGUACUUAACUCACAGUACUUCUUUGAUUACCCAGAAAGUCUCCAAGUGCUGAGAAGUAUCACGGUCUUUCUAAUAGGCAGCAAGCAGAGAUGCAGACCAGACAGUGAAAUCUUGGAAAGAUGUUUUGACAGGUCCCAGAUGCCAACAAUAGAUGAGGACUAUGCUUCGGCCUUUGAGACUCUCCAGCAAUGGGAGCAGGACUUGGCGCUGAAAGAGGAGAACAUCCGGAGUUACCAGCGGCUCCAGCUGCAGCCGCCGCUGGUCCUCUCCAGCGGCUACUGGCGGCUCUCCCCCAGGCCACACCAGCUCCCGCUGCUGCAGCUGCGCGCCGCCUACCAGGGCGCCGCCAGUCCCGCGGUGCUCCAGGCGCUCACGGCCGCCUUCGACGCCGCCCAGCACGUUGAGCUCCACGUGGAGAAGAGCAGCGGCUUCUUGGAGAGCAUCUGGUCCGCGCUGGAGCCCAGCAGGGCCGCGGUCACCAAGGUCACCCUGUGCAUCGACGAGUGGCUGAGCGCCACGGAGCAGGAGCUGUUGCUCGCCCUGCCCGCACUGGAGUCCCUGGCCAUCUCGGGCUCAGCCAAGUUCUCAGAUCAAAUCUUCCCUAACCUGGACAAGUUCCCAUGCCUGAGAGAACUGUCGGUGAAUAUGGACAGCAGUCUGGAUAUUUUUUCUCUCUUUCCUGAUGAAUUCCCAAACCUCCAUCAUAUGGAGAAAUUACUAAUCCAAGUUUCAGCUGGGUGUGAUGCUUCCAAACUAGUCAAAUUGAUUCAGAAUUCUCCAAACCUUUGUGUUUUCCAUCUGACGUGCAAUUUUUAUCCGGGUUUUCAGUCUCUCAUGACCACAUUGGCUUCCUGCAAGAAACUCAGUGAAAUUAGAUUUUCUGGAUCCUUUUUUGAUGCUGUCCCAUUUGUCACUAUUCUGCCAAGUUUUAGUUUUUUGAAGAUAUUAAACCUGGAAUACCAGCGAUUUCCUGAUAAGGAGACAGCUGGAAAAUUUGCUGGCGCCUUGGGUUCGCUCGCGAACCUGGAAGAGCUGGUCCUUCCAACCGGGGACGAGAUUUAUCAGGUGGCAAAACGGAUCAUCCAGCAGUGCCAGCGGCUUACGUGCCUUCGAGCCCUCACCUUUUUCAAGAUUCUGAAUGAUGACAGCUUGGCUGAAAUCGCCAACAUAGCAAUCAGUGGAGGUUUCCAGAAACUUGAGGACCUAAAUCUUUCAGGGAAUCACAAGAUUACCCAGGAUGGGUACAGGAAUUUCUUUCAAGCCCUGGAUAACCUGCCCAGCUUGAGAGAGCUGAAUAUCUCCAGACACUUCGCUGACUGUUUGACAAUCCAGGCCACCACGGUCAAGGCCCUUGGCCAGUGUAUGUCCCGCCUGCCCAGCCUGCUCCACCUGAACAUACUGGGCUGGCUCCUGGAUGCAGAAGAUGUUGCACUGCUUGAUGCCGUAAAAGAAAGACAUCCUCAGUCCAUGCGUUUGCAGAUUUCCUGGAAAUGGAGAUUGCCAUUCCCUCCAGUCAUCCAGAAAUGAAACCUUCAGGUGGGGUGAGCUGGUGCAUCCCUGUAACCCAGCACUCCAGACCUGAGGCAGAGGACUUGAGUCCAAGGGCACCCUGGCACAGUGAUAACUUAUCUCAGGUGAAAAAAAUAAAGACUGUCUCUUAAUAUAUUAAUUAUGUUCUAAAAAAAUAGCCUCUGUGAUGAAUUUGAUCAUUAUAUACAUCUACAGUGUACCAAUAAACUUAAAGAGGGAAAGAAAAAAGACAGUCAGUAAAAACUGCUGAAUCAAUAAUUCUAGAAACAUAGAUUAUCAAACAUAUUUUAGUAACUACUGUGACAAAAGAGUAUGUGAUAUACAUAAUAAUCAAAUUCACCAUAGGGAAUUUGUACUCCUAUGUGAUAUUUUGAUUCUUGUUUUUUUCCUGCAAACCUCUCUCCCUUCCCUUCUAGUAAGACUGUGAACCAUAAAACUCCUAGAAGAAAACAUAGGAAGAAAGCUCUCUCUCACUGGCUUUGGCAGUGAUUUUUUGCAUAUGAUACCAAAAGCACAGGUAACAAAAGCAAAUGUGUACAGGUGGAACUGCAUCAAAUUAAAGUGUUUAUGCAUUGCAAAAGAAAAUGAAGACAGCCUACACCAUGAGAGAAAAUAUUUCAAACCAUCUACCUAAGAAAGGGCUAACAUCUGUAAUGGUUGGUUGUGUCAACAGGAGAAGUUUAGAAGUUUAACUAAAUGGGUUCAGCAAUUCUAUGCCCUGGGCUGUAGAAGAUCUGCCUCAGGGUGACUCAUUUACAGCAAGGGUCGUGGGGACCCACCCUAGAGCUGCUCAUGGCCUGGACAAUACAGAGGGCACAUGAAGAAGGCAGGCUUGCUUCUGUUUCUUUGGAGGAGCUCCAGUCUCAGCCUUCAGAGCACACUGACUCCUGGAUCCCAGUGCAGACUUCAGCUGCAUUACUGUUCAGCCUCCCAUCGCAGACCCAUUGGCCUCCUGAGAUGGACUGGCACAGGACACUGCAGUGAUCUCCAGAUCCUGGCUGAACCCUGCAGUCUCCAGCGUGCGGACACCCUCUGCACACUUCCUCAUCCAGUCCUGUGGGUGACCAUCAUAAGCUUAUCUUGUAAUUUUCUAUCAUAAGCUUAUCUUGUGAUUUCCUAUCCAAUUGUAUAUCUUGUGUUAUGUCUGUUUCUCUAGUAAAAUAGAUACAAUAUGCAAAAUAUGUAAGAAAUUCAUGCAAGUCAAAAAAAUGUGAAAGACAUACAAAGAUGUUCAUUAUCAGUAGUCAGCAGAUAAAUUCUUCUUUUUAUUUAUUUUAUUUUUUUGUACCAGGAAUCAAACUCACUACCUCGUGCUUGCCAGGCAGGCACUGUGCCACUGAGCUGUAUCCCCAGCCCUACAGCAGGUAAAUUCUAAUCAAAACUGUAUGAAGCAUCACCUCACACCUGUUAUCAGAAAGUCAACAAAUGAAAAUAGCAUGUAUUAGUGAGGGUGCAGAGAAAUGGGAAUUUUGCCUUUUAUACUGUGGGCAAGGAGAUAGUUUGGUACAGUCACGAUGGGAAACAGCGUGGUUUCCUGGCAGAAGCAGUACUGGGCCGCAAGGCCCAGGGUCACCAGAGGGUCUGCCCCACAGCCCAAGCCGCAGGGCCUCACUGUGCCAAGCAGGCCAAGGCUGCAAAAGCUUUUUAAUAGGAUGAGAUCCCAGUAUUGAUUCUUUGUAUUAUUUUCUUGAUAGCAGGGUUUUGUUUAUGAAAUCUUUGCCCACACCUAUGUCUUCAAGUGUUCAGCCCUUUUUUUUUUUUUUUUUUUUUUUUUAAGAUUUAGUGUUUCUGUUUUAGUAUUUAGAUCUUUGCUCCAUUUUGAUUUUAGUUUAGUGCAUGGUGAUAGAUAUGGGUCUAGCUUUAGUCUUUGGCAUGUGGAAAGCCAGUUUCUCCAGCACUAUGCUACUGAAACAGCUUUCUGUUGUUUCACUGUUCUGGGGACUGACCCAGGGCCUUCUCACGAGCUACAUCCCUAGUCUUUUAAUCAUUGUUUUGAGACAGGGUUGCCCAAGCCCCAAGCUCAGUCAAAAUAGCUUUCUUUUUUCUUCCUCCUCCAACUUUUUUUUCUUCUGCUUCUCCUUUUCUUCCUUCUCUUUCUCCUCCUUUUCCUUUUUUCUUUUUGUUUGAGACGGGCUCUCUCCAUGUAGCCCAUUAAGUCUGAGUGAUCUGUCUGCUUCAGCCCUCGGGUGCACCCCGCCUAGCCUUGCCUCAGUGGUUUUCUAAGCGCCACCUGUGACCUGCACACUGCUGUUUCUCUAUCAUCCUCCUGUCUUGUGGGGCCCAGUGAACAAGGGCUCCCACUGCUCGCACUCCCCCCUCCUCUCAGCUACUCACCUGCACUGGCCACCCUGCCUGUUGUCCUUGCACCUCACCUAACGGUGCCCCUCUCUGACCCCUAACAGCUGGGAGAAUCCCGGGGCUCCCCUGACAUCUUCCUUUCAGUUAAGGUUAUUGGUAAAAUUUAGGCAUACACAGUGAUCGCGCUCACCAUGGGGAUUUAGUAUCUGUCUGUAAUAUACCUUGAUUUCUCUUUUUUCCCUUCCCAUUUCCCUCACCUCCCUUUAACCUUGGUUCCCCCUCCUUAUUUGCAAAAUUGUUUCCAUGUUAUCCUUCUUUCCUCAUUUUUACCUUUCCUUUUUUUUUUUGGUCUUUUUGCGACGGGGUCUCUCUAUGCAAUUCAGGCUGGCCUUGGGCUCACUUUGUAGCCCAGGCUGGCUUAGAAUUUGCAAAUGAUUCUUCUGCCUCAGCCUCCAGAGUGUUGGGAUGACAGCCCUGUCUGGUUGAGAGGUGCUAACUCCGCAGUCAUCUCAGUGGCUCCAUCAUCCGGGUCCAUCGUCCUCUGCAGCGGGUCCAUCUUGACGCUGCGUUCCUCCUGGCUCCUGAGGACCAUGGCUCCCGAGGGGAGCAGGAAACUGCUGCUUCCACUCCAGCUCCCGUGCCACCCCUGGCUCCGUCCCAAAGCUGUUCUUUCAGUUGGUCACCCAGGACUUUGAAGUCUCUCUUGGCUCUGUCUGGCAGCGGCACACAGAACCUGGGGCAACCCCUACAGCGCUCCUUGCACAGUACUGCCCCAGCGGCGACCCUAGGUCCCAGCCCACCAGCGCCUCCGCUAGGAGCCCCUGCUGCGGGCGGACCUGGCACACUGUGCUGCUCUAGAUCCCUGCUCUGCAAGCUGUGGUGGCUGCACACUGACUCUGUGAUGGGCUGGGUGUCACAGGACUACACCCUCAAAUCUAGCCCCGCUCUGCGGCACUGACAGGCAUGGAAGCAAUCUGCUCAGGUGUUUAGAGCCGCAGCAUCUGGGGAAUGACCAGGGUAGACAUGGUCAUUGGGUGGGGCUCCCAUUGAUUAAUCUCAGUUCAGUCACAAGAGCGAGAGACCAAAAGACCCACGCUCACCCCCCUCUCCAGGAACGUGACGUCCCGCUCAUUACCACUUCACAGGCAAGGAGACUUAUAGCUUGGCAUAAUUGACGCCAUCUUGAGCUCUGCAUUUAACUAGUGCCCUGUAUUUCAUGCAGAAGAAUGCAAAAUUACCUAGAGUACUAUCCCCUAAGAAAAGCAAAAUGAGCUGCACCUACAAGAGAACAAUGAACCUGCUCAACAAAGAAGCAGGAUACAGAUGUCAACCAAAAAUUAAUGUAAGAUUCUAGCUAAAUUGUUUCCAACACAAUGUCUUUUUGUGGUUCUCUGCUUUAAAAGCUUUGUAACUUUCCAGUUCAGGGCCACUUGGUGGGACUCUGAAACAGGGGUCUCUACAUGAGUGGUGGCUGAGCUCAGCUAAUUAAAUCCCAAAUUUAUCAA